Molecule: messenger RNA, 1409 nt
Organism: Chanos chanos (milkfish)
Lineage: Eukaryota; Metazoa; Chordata; Actinopteri; Gonorynchiformes; Chanidae
Gene: slc35b2
Product: solute carrier family 35 member B2
Exons: 5
Coding region: 1-1344 (447 amino acids)
Biological process (GO): 3'-phosphoadenosine 5'-phosphosulfate transport; transmembrane transport
Cellular component (GO): Golgi membrane; endoplasmic reticulum membrane
Molecular function (GO): 3'-phosphoadenosine 5'-phosphosulfate transmembrane transporter activity
Source: RefSeq, a predicted model, not a curated record
AUGAAAUACAACUCCGGAAUCAAGGUCCUAGAAAACUCCUUGCUGAUUAAGAGGGUGUGUCUAGGUCUGGCUCUCUUACACCUGCCUGCUGUGUUUGCUGACACUGGGGAGAUAUCUCUCCUGGAGGGCUGGCAGGAUGUGUGGCUCUUCCGCUUCUUCCUCAACAUCCUGGGGUAUGCCACCAUCAUCAUUCCCGGCUACUUCCUGAUUAGCUACUUCAAGAGGAUCAACUAUUUAGAAACAGGUCGGGGGCUCUGUUUCCCUGUCAUAAAGGCCUGUGUAUUUGGGAAUGAAGCGAAGUCUGGUUUGCUGGAUGAUGCCUCUGCUCUGUCGUCCAGAAAUGAGACUGAACAAAGUUCAUCUGCUCGCCAGGCCAUUAAGCUGGUGUUCUGCGCUGCUGGACUCCAGGUGUCCUACCUGACAUGGGGCGUCCUUCAGGAGCGGGUCAUGACCCGAACUUACGGAGCUACGGACGCGGAAGGCACAGGCGAACGGUUUAAAGACUCUCAGUUCCUCGUCUUCAUGAACAGAAUCCUGGCUUUGACGGUGGCGGGCUUGUGGUGUGUCCUCUUUAAGCAGCCGCGUCACGGUGCGCCCAUGUACAAGUAUUCUUUCGCUUCUCUUUCCAACAUCCUCAGCAGCUGGUGUCAGUAUGAAGCUCUGAAGUAUAUCAGCUUCCCCACACAGGUGUUAGCUAAGGCUUCAAAAGUCAUUCCCGUCAUGCUGAUGGGAAAGAUCGUGUCGCAAAAGAGCUACGAGUACUGGGAGUACUUCACAGCCAUUCUCAUUUCCAUUGGCGUGAGUAUGUUCUUACUCUCCAGCUCCACCAACAAACACCCGUCCACCGUCACCACUUUCUCCGGGGUCAUCAUUCUGGGCGGCUACAUCAUGUUUGACAGUUUUACCUCUAACUGGCAGGACAACCUGUUCAAAUACAAGAUGUCCUCGGUACAGAUGAUGUUUGGCGUCAACCUCUUCUCCUGCCUUUUCACGGUCGGCUCUUUGCUGGAGCAGGGGGCCUUCUUUGACUCGGUGGCUUUCAUGACGCGGCACUCUGAGUUCGCCUUCCACGCCGUGCUGCUGUCCGUUUGCUCGGCCUGCGGACAGCUCUUCAUCUUUUACACCAUCGGCCAGUUUGGCGCCGCGGUUUUCACCAUCAUCAUGACCCUGCGACAGGCCAUCGCCAUUCUGCUGUCCUGCUUCCUCUACGGCCACGCCAUCACCAUCGUGGGCGGCCUGGGCAUCGGCGUGGUGUUUUUCGCGCUCUUCCUCCGCAUCUACGCCCGCAGCCGGAUGAAGAAAGGCGGUAAACGACAAGCCCAGACUCAAGUUCAGAAAGUCUAGGGAAACAGCACGAGGACAAGAUUUAUGUGUACGGAAACCACAGUUUUUUUGUGGGCAGUUUUUUC